CCGUGACCUUAUGCUGACUCGCAACCAUGUCAUUCGCACGAGUCAGCUAUCGAGAGCAUCACUAGUACUAUACCCCCACGUCCAAUUCACUACAACACCCCGUCGCACAAUGGGCAAGAACAACAAGAAGUCAAAAUUCAAUAGUACACCUGCUGAGACCUACCUCCGCCUUCCACCACUCGCAAAUUCCUCCCUUGCCUCCCAGCCCAUCAUCGACACGCACACUCACCUCGUGUCGACCUUCUCAACCUAUCGGAGCAAGUACAAGGACGGGACAAUUUACACCAUCCAUGACUUCGUGCGUGAGAUGUACCGCGAUCGGAACGUGAGGGCCAUCGUAGACGUGUGGUGUGAGGCACCUGUCUUGCAGAUGUGGAAGGAGCUCGCGGACUCUGCACUGACUGCAGAGGACCGGGAACAGAAGUGGGGAGGUGUAGAUUAUUGGUUUGUGAUGGGCGUUCACCCGCAUAAUGCGAAGUCGUACAACGACUCAGUCGAGGCGUCAAUUCUUGAAGCAAUGGCCCACCCACGAUGCGUAGGCUGGGGAGAGAUGGGUCUUGAUUACCACUACGACAACUCCCCUCGCGAAAUUCAGCAACAGGUCUUCAUCCGGCAGCUGAAGCAUGCCGUCAGGCUAGGCAAGCCGCUCACGAUCCAUACGCGUGAAGCAGAGGCGGACACGGAGAGGAUUCUCAAGGAGCACGUCCCUGCCGAUCACAAGAUACAUAUACAUUGCUUCACAGACUCGCCAGAGUUCGCACAGCGACUGCUGCAGCAUUUUUCUCAUUUGUACAUCGGAAUCACUGGUGUCAUCACGUAUUCGACGAAUCUGAAUACUUCAAAUAUUGUCAGGCUUAUGGCCGCGAGCGAUAGUGGGCCGCGCAUACUACUGGAAACAGAUGCGCCCUUCAUGGUCCCAUCUAACCUCUACAACUCUAUACCAGAAAUAAAGGGUAGCAGGUUGCCCUUGUGUCACACUGGUAUGAUCCCGUGGGUUGCAGAGUACACCGCAGGAAAAGCUGGGCAUCCAUGGAAUGGCGCAGAUAUUAUGAAGCGCGCUAAUGAGAAUGCAAAGACGGUAUAUGGUAUCCAAUAGAACCAUUGUAUAUCUUGACUAGAUUUCAUCAGCCACGGAGCACUAAUGCUACACAUUGAACGUGAAGGU
Molecule: messenger RNA, 1165 nt
Organism: Suillus paluster
Lineage: Eukaryota; Fungi; Basidiomycota; Agaricomycetes; Boletales; Suillaceae
Exons: 6
Coding region: 11-1096 (361 amino acids)
Molecular function (GO): hydrolase activity, acting on ester bonds
Source: RefSeq, a predicted model, not a curated record